AUGGCGUCCGAGCCGCUCAUCAGUAAUGACGCGACCACGCAGCACCGUGCGGAAAGGCCAGGCUUGAAGAAAAUACCGCCUUACUGGUACCCAUUUACUACGAUGGCGAAGGGCCGCUGGUUGGGUCGAGAGCUCCUAGAGAUGGUAUCGACCGAGUUUCGUGAUCGCUCUAUGGAAUACUAUAGAUACGCCCUAGAAUCCGGAGUCACCACGAUCAAUGGCAAGAUAGCGAAGCCUGGAACGAUUAUCAGAAAUGGAGACCGCAUAGAGAAUGUAGUGCAUCGGCAUGAGCCACCGGUCACGUCGACGCCCGUCCGUAUUGUGCAUCGCGACGAAGAGCGCGGGUUCAUCAUCAUCGACAAGCCUGGAUCAAUACCGGUCCAUGCGGCUGGGCGGUAUAUGCGCAACAGCUUGGCUGAGAUCCUUAAAAACGACUUCGGCAUGAAGAAAGUUUACACAAUCAACAGGCUGGACCGACUCACUUCUGGGAUGAUGAUCAUUCCUCUCAAUGCGUCACUAGCAAAAACCUUGACACAAGAGUUCACGGAUGGCAAGGUUCAGAAGGAAUACAUAGCACGCUGCAGAGGUCAAUUCCCAGAAAACGAGGUCACUUGCGGCGAGCCACUACUCACAAUCGAUAGGCAGAUGGGCUUGAACGUCGUUCAUCCCGAGGGCAAGCCAGCAAAAACGAUAUUCAGACGUCUCCAUUAUGACGCAAACACUGACACAAGCGUCGUGCAUUGUCGUCCACUGACAGGUCGCUCCCACCAAAUACGGGUGCAUCUUCAGUACCUUGGGUUUCCUGUCGCUAAUGAUCCCGUAUACUCGGAGACCAAAAUUUGGGGCGAGCAACUAGGCAAGGGAGGUGUCGAUAUGACACCUAGUGAGGAGCGUGCCGCUCCUGCCCCUCCGAAGGAGUCUGGCUUUUCUGCCGCCGAUAAUCCAGAGCUCCUAACAAAAAACCUCUCUGCCCAGCAAACCCGUCCUUCCUCAUCUGACAACUCAAGUACCACUGCUGAGCAAGACGAAGGCCACGGAGUCGAAAGUACCAGCGGGGCUUCUGAUGCACCGACGUCUACUCCCAAGCUUCUGCCCCGCGAGACCGGUCACGAUAUCGGAAUGGGUUCGCCCGUCCCGCUGUCCGCCGAUAUGGUUGGAAUCAUCACGAGGCUUCGCAAUAUGAAGGACGAAGACGAAGAUUGGAGUCGCUGGCGGGACGUCGUCUUCCGUGCCAAGGGUGCUCUAUCGCCCUACGGCGCCAAUGUGCCCUUGCCGCCGCAGAACAGGCGGAAAAGAGGCGGGCCGGCGCAGACGCCUAUCUCCAACGAGGACAGUGCGGAUGCACCGAGCGGUAAGGAUGACAGCACUGAUGCUGCUGACAACGAGGCCCCUCAGGUGGAGGAGCAGCCGCCUCAGCUGACGGUGGAAGAAGCGCUUGCGAAGCUCGAGUCUUUCCGCAUCCCACCGCCGUCACCAGUAUUGUGUCCACCAGCAGACUCGCCCGCCCUGCUGCCUACUUCUUUGUCGGACUCGGUACCCGCGCCGACUGCAGAGGCGCCUGCCGAAGUCGAUGCAGCUUCAUAUUGCCCAGAAUGUUACUUGCCGCUGCACCCUGAUCCAAAACCGGAGCGUCUGUACAUCUUCUUGCAUGCCUUGCGGUAUACCACUAGCUUGGGUUCGUUCGAGACCGAAAUGCCAGAAUGGGCGGCGAAAGGGUGGACUUGGGAUAGGUCGUGA
Messenger RNA from Fomitopsis serialis, 1737 nucleotides. RefSeq names its product pseudouridine synthase. Gene Ontology annotation, molecular function: RNA binding; pseudouridine synthase activity. Bases 1 to 1737 code for a protein of 578 amino acids. Gene Ontology annotation, biological process: pseudouridine synthesis. Lineage: Eukaryota; Fungi; Basidiomycota; Agaricomycetes; Polyporales; Fomitopsidaceae. The transcript is spliced from 11 exons. The record is from RefSeq and is a predicted model, not a curated record.